Molecule: messenger RNA, 1798 nt
Organism: Pseudocercospora fijiensis CIRAD86
Lineage: Eukaryota; Fungi; Ascomycota; Dothideomycetes; Mycosphaerellales; Mycosphaerellaceae
Exons: 2
Coding region: 128-1531 (467 amino acids)
Biological process (GO): transmembrane transport
Molecular function (GO): transmembrane transporter activity
Source: RefSeq, a predicted model, not a curated record
UAGGCUAAAUGAUCAAGUAUACUAUAACACAUGCUAAGUCUCUUCCACAUUAUUCAUUCAUCUCCUCACAACCCCAACAUCUCGACAUCCCACUCACACCCUGGCCCGGACCAUCACCACCACCACCAUGGCCUCCUCCUCCUCAGACGACGCCAUCCCCCCACCCCCAUCCAAGAAACCCUCCAUCUUCCGCUCCGUCCCCUUCCAAAUCCUCGUAGCAUGCGGCGUAUCCUUCACCGCCCCAGGAAUGUGGGACGCUCUGGGCGGCCUCGGAGCCGGCGGCGCAGCCCUCCCCUACGCCGUCUCAGCAGCCAACGCACUAGUGUACGGCCUCUUCGCCGUCGUCUGCGUUCUCGCCGGCGCAAUAAACAACCGCAUCGGCCUCAAGUACGGCCUCGCCCUCGGCUCCCUCGGCUACCCCCUCUACGGCGCAGGCCUGUACACCAACAACGUCAACACAAACACCUGGUUCAUGCUCUUGGGGUCCGCGAUCUGCGGGAUCUCCGCGGGCUUUUUCUGGGCGGCGGAAGCGGCGAUCAUCAUCGGAUUCCCGGCACCUGGCGAUCGAGGCUUUUAUCUUGCGGUCUGGCAGACGGCGAAAGCGGCAGGGCCUAUUGUGGGCGGGGCGAUCAAUUUGGGAUUGAAUGUUAAGACGGAUACGAAGGGGAGUGUUUCGAGUACGACGUAUUUGGUUUUUAUCGGGAUCAUGUGUCUGGGGUUACCCAUCGCGUUGUGUUUAUCUCCUGCGCGGAAAGUGUGGAGGAGAGAUGGGACGAAGAUUCUUACUCGGAUGAACGAGAGCUGGGGCGAAGAAUUUCUCGCGGUGGGGAGACUUUUGGUGAGUCGAAGGAUUUUGUUAUUGCUGCCGGCGUUUUUCAUCAGCUAUUUUUAUAAUGGCUUUGUGAGUACCUGGCUCACGACGUAUUUUACCGUGCGGGCGAGGGCGUUUUCGAGCUUUCUUACGAACUUUGCGGGGAUUUUCAGUUCGUUUAUCAUUGCGGCGCUUUUGGAUAAUCAGAAGGUUGCGAUGAAUUUGAGGGCGAAGAUUGGGUUUGUUGCGAUUGUUACGGUUUUGAUCGGGACGUGGGUUUGGGCGACGAUUCUUCAGAAGCAGUUUUAUGAUGCGGGCGAGGCGCCGGUCUGGGACUUGUUCAAGGGAGGGUUUGGGAAAAGCUAUGCUUUGGUUUUCUUUUGGCAAUUCGGAGGCCAAGCAUUCCAGCAAUUCCUCUACUGGCUCGUGGGACAGUAUGCCACCGACCUCAGCGAUCUCAGCCAUCAUACCGGGAUUUUAAGAGGCACCGAGGCGCUCGGACAGACUGUUGCUUGGGCCAUGCAAUCUGAAGGCAAUGCGAACCAUUUUGUCAGCAUUGGUUUGAAUUUUGGCCUCACUGUGCUUUGCAUCUUUCCUACCUGGAUCGUGCUGUCGGAGUUAAGGGAAAGUCAUGAGGUGGAGGUGCAUGAGAGCAUUGAGGAUCAUGGUGGCGAUGAUGUGGAGGCUGUGAAAGGAACCUCGAGGGCCAGGGCUUCUUAAACCAUCACACAUCGCUUCAUCUCCGCCAUCACCAGUGCGUCGGGUUUUCUCAUCGUCAAAGAUCACGUUCUUUCGUCGAGCUCGAUCGCGGCUGGCUGGCUGGCUCGUUUCGACGUCUGGCAUAUCACAAAGUAUACUGGAAACCUGCCAGUCCCUCAGUCCCGCCGAGUCCCGCCCUCUUGUUUGCCUUCACGAACGACAAAUCUAGCAACAGGAUGAUGACGAGACUCAGCACCAUAGCUCCAAUGCACAGCCCAUACCCAUGGU